Sclerotinia borealis F-4128 is the source of this 1665-nucleotide messenger RNA. The record is from the annotation of a GenBank genome assembly. NCBI's taxonomy places the organism in Eukaryota, Fungi, Ascomycota, Leotiomycetes, Helotiales, Sclerotiniaceae.
AUGACUACAGAUCCGCCCACUCUAGAGCACUUUCUUCAGCCUCUGGAUGUGGAUAUUGAAAAGAUUCAUGCAUUAGCUAAGAGUCUUUGUGAAACGUUCAAGCAGUUGGCGAAGGAGUCCAAAAACCAGUUCUUGAGCACGCCUGUCUCCGAAGGGGUGUUAAGACCCGAGAAAGAGGCAAAAGGAAGAUAUUUGGCUAUUGACAUCGGAGGAUCAAAUCUCAGAGCUGGAUUUAUUGAGCUACUAGGUUCUUCUACUCAGAAUGGAUUGACAUUACCAGGUAAAGUCAAUAGAGUACUUGAGAAGUCAUGGCAAAUUGGCGAAUACCACAAGUGCAACAAUGCAGACGAACUUUUCGCAUGGGUAGGCAAGUGUGUCGCGGAAGUUGUCCAGGAUGGAUUCAACAAAUGGGGCUUGCAGCUACCUUCCGAAUUGCCCAUGGGCGUUACAAUGAGCUUUCCAAUGAUUCAAGACACAUUGUCAGAAGCGAUCCUGAUGUCCAUGGGUAAGGGAUUUGCUAUAACCUCAAACCUCAACCUUGGUCAGCAGCUCCUCAAAGGCUACGAAUCAUCAACUGCAUCCAAGUCCCAUCUCCCCCGCAUCAAGAUCACCGCCAUAGUAAACGAUGCUGUCGCAACCCUAAUCUCCUUCGCUCACCAACACCAACAUACCCCUCACCAAAAAGCCGCCAUGGGUUUAAUCGUCGGCACCGGCUGCAACGCCACCAUCCCCCUCUCCCUCUCCAAACUUCACUCCUCCAAACAUCCAUCCCCUACCCUCUCACCAGUCGACCCCAGUCAAAAAGACACCAAGAUAAUCAUCAACACGGAAUGGUCCAUCAACGGCACAGCACCACCCCUCCACACCCUCAACUUCAUCACCAAAUGGGACACCAUCCUCGACACCAACAGCGACACGCCGGGCUUCAUGCCCUUCGAAUACAUGACCGGCGGCAAAUACCUCGGCGAACUAGGCCGACUCAUCAUCCUCGACUAUUUCACCACCCAACUCCAAAUCCCUCUCGAAUCCCUCCCCACCGUUCUCCGCGAACGCAAUGCUCUCGAUGCGAGUGUUCUGGCUCGAGUAGGAAGAGGUGAUCUGCUUUGUCAACCUCUCGAUCUCGCAAUGCCUUUCCCUGAAGAUCCAGUGACCGGUAAACGCAAGAAAUGGACUCCAGAAUUAGCGCACGCCCUCGUGCAAAUCGCAAAGAGAAUCGAAGUUCGUGCCGCGGGUAUGGUAGCAGCCGCCAUCAUAGGACUACUGGCCGCUGCCGACGAAAUCCCCUUUGCUUCAUCGUCGCGGCGCUCUUCAUCAUCCAGCCCCAAGGAUGCUUCCUCGCCAUACAAACCAAAGUCAAAGCAAACCAAAACACACCAAACCUCGCCCCACGUCACCGAACUCCUCGUCGGAUAUACCGGCUCCUGUAUCUCGCAUUUCCAGGAUUAUCUCGUCGAUUGCCAAUUCCAACUCGACGAUAUCAUGCGCAGAGAAUUUGGCCAAGAUCAGGGAGGUAAGCGAGUGGUGCUGGAAGCUUGCGUCGAUGGCAGUAUUAUCGGGGCGGGCAUUUUGGCGGGAACGGUGGCGUGUUUGGAGGAGACGCUUUUGGCGGAGGGCUUGCUGGGGAAGAAUUUGGGGAUGGAGGGUGCAUUGAAGGGAUUAGAUUAG